GUAUUUAAGUAAGAUAGAUUUAGCGCUUUGAGUACAGCGCUAACAUAUUGUACACAGUUGUGUUCAGCUUAAAAUGUAAAAGUCAUUUGGAUAAUUAUUGCAUAAUUGAUUAAUUCAUCUCUAAUGCCUACAUUGUUGUAUAUUUUCUUGAGAUUAUCACAUAUACUGUUAUUUAUAUGUCUGACGGACAUUUUCUGCCUGGAUAUAUUGAAGAAAGUUGAAAAUAAUUCAGUAAUUCUGCCAACGAAUCACACAGUCAAUGCAUUAUUAAAUAAAAAUGGAUCCACGAAAGUCAAAUCAUUUCGUAAAAUAAGAACACAAAAUAAUCCAAAAUCAAAAUUCUUGUAUAGACGAAGUGAUCUGAUUGAUUCAGAUAAAAAUGAUAUCAUAAAAAUGAAAGCUGUAUUGAACCAUACUGCUUUAUUACCAUGUCGUCCAGAUAAGAAAUUAUUAACUGAAAACGGUGUUGAUGAAAACACGAAAGGAACAUUGUUAUGGAAACGUACUAAAACAAAUGAUUACUUAAUUCACAAUAACAGACGUCUUCAUCCAGAUACUCGAUACAUCCUGGAUAUGUCUUCAUUCGAUCAGACUAUACUAGAUCUACGUAUUGAUCGGGUUCAGAGAACCGAUGAAGGUGAAUAUGUGUGUCUUUAUUCGAAUGGUCAAACAGUCUAUAAACAACGUGUUUACCUCAAUGUGCUAGUACCUCCAGUUAUAUCUGAAAAUAGUUCCAGUUCUACACGAGUAAUUGCACAUGAAGGUGAAGCAGUUGUCUUACAAUGUAAAGCUUGGGGUGUACCAGAACCGAUCAUCACGUGGUAUUUAACGCCGAAAGAGGGACGUCAAUAUCGAAUAUAUGAAGCGACAGAUAAAAGAUUUACAAUUAAACCAAAUCAGCUAAUAAUUUCGAAUAUCACCCGUGAUUUACACGGAACUUACAAGUGUCUGGCACAAAAUGGACUAGAACAGAAUGCAUGGCGUGUUAUCGACAUUGAUGUUCGCUAUCCGCCCACAAUCGAAAUGGCUAAUCUCAAACUCGGACAAUUACUUAGAGGUACUACUAUGGUACGUGCUGUGAUUGCCGGUAAUCCAAUCAAUCUGUUCUACUGGGAAUUUGAAGGGCGGCCAAUACAUGGACCUAAUAGUAACUGUCUUAUACCAUUGCCGAAUGAAAAGUAUUGUAUUCUUAUUGACAAAGCUAAUUCUAAACAUGGAAUAAUCAGAACAACCCUGUUCAUAGCUAAUUUGACGACAGCUAACUAUGGUUAUUACACAUGUGUUGUCGAGUCACCAUUUGGUACAUUUCGAAAUAGUACAGAAGUAUUCAGAACAUAUUCAUCUCCAUCAACAACAUGGGAUAAUCCAUUCGGAGGAAGUUAUGAGCAUCAUACACCAAGUUUACUGACUAAUUAUCAAGGUUCAUAUGAAAAAAUGUCAGAAAAGUUAAAUAAACGUGCAACUUACCUUACUCAAGAUCGUCUCCAACCAUCAUCCUCCUUUUCUUCAAUGCCUUCAUCAUUGGGUCAAAGUGACUAUUCCUCAAUAUCAGCCACUUCUGCAAUAAACCAUCAAAAACCACCAGUGUGUUCUUCAUGUUCAAAGUAUAAAUCCAGCAAAGAUUCAACGACUAACUCUCCGAAUACCAGAAUGAUGCAUCCAUUCAAUGAUUAUGCCUAUUUCAGAAAUUUCUCACAUACAGUAAAAUUUUCGCUAUCAACAUUCCAUUUAUUAGUGUUAAACAUUUUUACCUUAAUAAUCUACAAAUACUUACUCUAAAUUAUAAAUUUCAUUUUUAAAAAUGAAGAAAUCAUAUCACAAUGCAUUUAAACAGUGUAAAACAGGCAUAAAAAGUUAAAAAAACAAAGAACAAACAAUCAAAUUUCCAUUUCAUCAUCUUCUUCUAUUCAUCUGUUAACAAGUGACAUAAUUUGGCAUCACUUUAGCAGAUCCAAAACAAAACAGUACUACUUUGACUUGUUAAAAGCAUUUAUUUGCUAAAUCAGCCUAUUGUCUUUACCUCUUUGCUUAAAUAUACGUGUAUGUUUGCUUAUGCUUUAUGUAAACAACCAUGUACAACGAAGUAAGCAAGACUAUGUAAAG
Trichobilharzia szidati is the source of this 2103-nucleotide messenger RNA. The record is from the annotation of a GenBank genome assembly. NCBI's taxonomy places the organism in Eukaryota, Metazoa, Platyhelminthes, Trematoda, Strigeidida, Schistosomatidae.